AUGAGAUCAAACCCGAGCAAAAGAAAUUCAGAUUUCUGGUGUGAGUUUCACAACGAUCAUGGCCAUAAAACAGCAGAUUGUAGAUUAUUACAAGGUGAAGUUGAGCAUUUAUUAAAGCAGGGUUAUUUAACUGACGUGUUCAGUGAUAAAGGAAAGCAAUCCUAUAUGAAGAAUAGACAAGAGCCUCCAAAACCUCCAUCUCCAAAGAGAACAGUCAAUGUGAUAAGCGGGGGAGAAGAGGUCAAUGGUGUGACAUAUAUAGCUGCAAAAAAGAUGUCGAAAGUCACGGUUAAUCAUGGAAAGCGAGUUUGCCAUAUUUUGGAUGAAGACAGUAGCUCCGUAAAUAUUAUUCUUCUAAGGGUGGUGAAUGAAAUGCAAGUUCACGACAAGGUGGUACCAAAAGCACGAUCUUUGUCUGGAUUUGAUAAUUCAAGUGUUAUCAUGAAAGGGGAAAUAGUGCUUACUACAUUUGCAGAAGGAGUUAUCAAGGAUACGAAAUUCCAGGUGAUAGACACUGACAUGGCUUAUAAUAUAAUUCUUGAAAGGCUGUGGAUUCAUGAUAUGGAUGUUGUACCGUCUACCUUACAUCAAGUUAUUAUGUUUCCUUCACAAUGGGGGAUUCGACAAAUCCGUGGAGAUCAGCAGGCUUCUUAA
Nicotiana tabacum (common tobacco) is the source of this 654-nucleotide messenger RNA. RefSeq lists its product as uncharacterized. Lineage: Eukaryota; Viridiplantae; Streptophyta; Magnoliopsida; Solanales; Solanaceae. The record is from RefSeq and is a predicted model, not a curated record.